Messenger RNA from Alnus glutinosa, 2261 nucleotides. RefSeq names its product aspartic proteinase 36-like. The record is from RefSeq and is a predicted model, not a curated record. Lineage: Eukaryota; Viridiplantae; Streptophyta; Magnoliopsida; Fagales; Betulaceae. Gene Ontology annotation, biological process: proteolysis. The transcript has 12 exons. The coding region runs from base 70 to 2019 and encodes 649 amino acids. Gene Ontology annotation, molecular function: aspartic-type endopeptidase activity.
CCAACAGGGGACUUUCUCUUCUAAACCAUCUUUCCUUCUUCUCCGUCAUCUCUCUCUCUCUCUCUAGCCAUGGCUCACCUUCUAGCCUAUGCGCUUCUCGUCUAUUCGUCCCUAAUCGGACUCUCCUCGGCCCUCCACCUCGUCCCUCACUCCUCCGAUCAUUCCCUCAGGCCCAUGAUUCUUCCUCUCUAUCUCUCUUCCCCUAAUCUAUCCCAUUCUCAUCAUAAUCGCCGCCGGAAUCUCCAGAAUUCCGCCCCCCCCAGCGCGCGCAUGAGACUCUACGAUGAUCUCCUCUCCAACGGUUACUAUACGACGCGGCUGUGGAUUGGGACGCCUCCACAGCAAUUCGCGCUUAUUGUGGAUACGGGAAGCACUGUGACGUACGUUCCGUGCUCUGACUGUGAACACUGUGGGUUGCAUCAGGAUCCGAGGUUCCAACCAGAGUUGUCUAGCACAUAUAAACCAAUAAAGUGCAGUGUUAGUUGUAACUGUGACAGUGCUGAACGUCAAUGCACUUACGAGAGACGAUAUGCUGAGAUGAGCUCUAGCAGUGGCGUGCUUGGUGAGGACAUCAUUUCCUUUGGCAAUGAAAGUGAACUUGUGCCCCAGCAUGCUGUUUUUGGUUGUGAAAACAGGGAAACUGGUGAUCUUUUCACCCAACGCGCCGAUGGCAUAAUAGGUUUGGGUCGUGGUCGGCUUAGUGUGAUGGAUCAACUUGUCGACAAGGGUGUUAUUAGUGACUCAUUUUCAUUAUGUUAUGGUGGGAUGGGUGUAGGCGGGGGUGCCAUGAUUCUUGGUGGUAUUUCUUCUCCCCCUGAUAUGGUAUUUACCCAUUCAGACCCUUUUCGCAGUCCAUAUUACAAUAUCGAGUUGAAAGCAAUACAUGUUGCUGGGAAGCCAUUGAAGUUAAGCCCAAGGAUCUUUGAUGGAAAGCAUGGAACAGUCCUGGAUAGUGGAACAACAUAUGCUUACCUUCCAAAAGAAGCUUUUCUUGCAUUUAAGAAUGCUGUGAUGAAGAAAACUGGUUCCCUCAAACAAAUCCAUGGUCCAGAUCCAAAUUUUAAUGAUUUUUGUUUUUCUGGUGCUGGAAGGGAUGUUUCCCAACUAUCGAAAGCUUUUCCUCAGGUUGAUAUGGUAUUCAACAAUGGACAAAAGUUGUCACUGUCUCCAGAGAACUACUUGUUCCGGCAUACAAAGGCUAGGGGUGCAUAUUGCCUAGGAAUUUUUCAAAAUGGAGAUGAUCCGACUACUCUUUUAGGAGGGAUUAUUGUUCGUAAUACCCUUGUGACUUAUGAUCGGGAGAACGAUAAGAUUGGCUUCUGGAAAACUAAUUGUUCUGAACUAUGGAAGACUUUGCAUUACCUUGAUCCUCCUGCCCCACCUCCUUUGGCUUUCCAUAGCCAUAAUACAAAUGUAGGAAUUCCUCCUACCGUAGCUCCAGUGGGAUUGCCUCCUAACAUAGCCCCAGAUGGAUUGCCUCAUACUUUUUUUCCAGGUGAAUUUCAAAUUGGACUGAUUACAUUUGAUAUGAAGCUUAGCAUCAACAACUCUUAUAUGAAGCCAAAUUUCACGGAGCUUACAGAGUUUAUCGCUCAUGCGCUGGAUGUUAAAGUUUCACAGGUUCAUUUAUUGAACUUCACCCAUAAAGAAAAUGUUUCCCUUAUCAAAUGGGCUAUCCUCCCUGAUGAAUCCGCUGAUUACAUAUCUAAUACCACAGCAAUGAGCAUAAUUCAGCGCUUAAGGGAACAUCGGAUGCAGCUUCCUGAGAAAUUUGGAAGCUAUCAGCUUGUUGAAUUGAACGUCAAGCCUCCAGUAAAGCCAACAUGGUGGCAACAAAACUAUUGGGAAGUUGCUGUUGGAGUUUUGGUUACCCUGGUUGUUGGACUAUUAAUUUCUGGGGCAUGGUUGAUUUGGAGAGAGAGAAAACCAGAGCAUGGUACAUAUGAGCCUGUAGGUGCCAUCGUACCAGAACAAGAGCUUCAGCCACUUCAAAAUUCACCAGCGCUUAAUGAUUUAUAGUGUAUAUAGUUUGCUUAAAUUUUUGUUGAUUUAGGGACGAAAUAUUGUGCUAGGUAGCUUCAAAUUUGACUAAAUAAUGACCUGUUCAAGCAAAUGAUUUCCUGGAGAUCAAAUCUGUACUUCCUCCAUUGUUGUACACUGAAAAAGCAGAGAGAAAAUAUAGUCAGUAUACAAGAUAUCUUAGGGCCUUCUAAGGAGCUCUACUUAACAGGUGAUUACUUGAAGACAGCAAUCCUUUUCUA